Messenger RNA from Camponotus floridanus (Florida carpenter ant), 3280 nucleotides. RefSeq names its product integrator complex subunit 6 (gene IntS6). Gene Ontology annotation, biological process: snRNA 3'-end processing. The record is from RefSeq and is a predicted model, not a curated record. The transcript has 9 exons. Gene Ontology annotation, cellular component: integrator complex. Bases 332 to 3280 code for a protein of 982 amino acids. Lineage: Eukaryota; Metazoa; Arthropoda; Insecta; Hymenoptera; Formicidae.
AGUUCCAUACGGGACGAGAGAAAGAGAGAGAGAGAGAGAGAGGGAGAGACGGACCAAGCGAGCGCCGUUACGAUAAAAGAGAAGUUUUUCAGAGAGCGUAUUCGGGGAGCCGUUCAAUGGUCGCGGCAGCUAUGCGUCACGCCGCCGCCGUCGUCGUCGUCGUAGGGCAUCCAACUAGCUAGUUUCCGACCGGCCAGCACGACGGGAGUCGUGUCUCGGUACCCGCCAGUUGAUAAACGAGCACGAGUACGCCACGACGCGCGCGCGCGUCGUCGUCGUCGCCGUCGUCGUCGCCGUCGUCGCCGUCGCCGUCGUCGUUGCUCCCCCGAAGAUGACCAUAAUAGUCUUUCUGAUCGACACGUCGGCCUCCAUGAAUCAGAGGGCAUACCUGGGCGGACGGCCCACGCUCUUGGACGUAGCCAAGAGCGCCGUGGAGACUUUCGUCAAGGUUCGACAGAGAUCGCCGGAGAGCCGGGGGGAUCGUUACAUGCUUCUGACGUCCGAAGAGCCGCCUCAGAAUAUCAAGGCAGGAUGGAAGGAAAACUUGGCAACCUUUAUGAAUGAACUCAAGAAUUUACAAUGCAUCGGCUUAACAACAUUAGGUGCUGCUUUGAAGCAUGCUUUGGAUGUGUUGAAUAUAAAUCGCAUGCAAACUGGCAUAGAUACAUAUGGUCAAGGAAGAUGUCCAUUUUAUUUAGAACCAUCUGUUAUAGUUAUUAUAACAGACGGAGGAAAAUAUACAUCCAAUGGUGUGCCUCCAGUGCAUCAAGAUUUCACGUUGCCUAUGCAUUCCCCGAUACCCGGGUCUGAAUUAACAAAGGAACCAUUUAGAUGGGACCAAAGAUUGUUUUCUUUGGUAUUGCGUUUAUCGGGAACACCAGCCGUUGAACGAGAUAUAGGCUUGGUGGCGAGUGACGCGUCACCGAUUGAUGCAAUGUGCGAAGUAACCGGAGGUCGUUCGUAUUGCAUCACGUCAUUCCGAAUGAUGAUACAGUGCAUAGAUUCGCUAGUACAAAAGGUUCAAUCGGGCGUAGUGAUAAAUUUCGAGAAAAUCGGUCCCGAUCCUCCGCCGUUGACUAACGAUGCAUCACAUCAGGAUGAAGAGGAGAAUGAGGACGAUGGUAACGCGGGACCACGCGCUCAAUAUCCAAACGCACUAGCGCCAGGCAAUACGGCUUGGUAUUCCUGUAGACGUUUAAUUUAUGUACCGCGAUCGGCGCAGAAAGGUUUCGCAGUCGGAUUCUGGCCGAUUCCUGAGAGUUUCUGGCCGGAUCUCAACGCCAGCUCGUUACCGCCGAGAUCGGCGCAUCCAAAUGUGAAAUUUACAUGUAGUAGCCAGGAACCAAUGGUAAUCGAAAAUCUACCAUUCGACAAAUAUGAACUGGAACCGAGUCCCUUGACUCAAUACAUCCUGGCGCGGAAACAGCCGACGACUUGCUGGCAAGUGUUUGUCGCCAAUUCGUUUAAAUCGAGCGAAGUGGGCCAUCCGUUCGGAUAUUUGAAAGCGAGUACAAACUUAACUUGCGUAAAUCUCUUCGUUAUGCCUUAUAACUAUCCUGUUUUGUUACCUCUGUUGGAGGAGCUAUUUAAGGUGCAUAGGCAAAAACCGACUCCCGAAUGGAGAGCACAGUUUCAAGGUUACAUAAGGACCAUGCCUACUUAUUAUGCUGUUUCGUUGAGAAGAGCUUUAACUAGAAUGGGUGCGUCUGCACCUCUAGCACAAACAUUGUUACCGGAUACUAUGGAUACUUCUUUGUCAUAUAGUGUUUUAACUUAUUUAAAGCGACUGAAAAACUUGGCAAAGCUAGAAUUCGAUCGACUUUGUAGCGAAGUCAUUUCUAAGCAGGUCGCUGUUUCGAAUCUUACGAAAAAUUUAUCCAACUGUACCACGAGUACGGUGACAGAAGGAGUAAGAGUAAUACCAAGAACACCGCUGAAGAAAGAUUUGGUAUCCCAUCCUUUAUUACAAGAUAAGUUCACGGGUCUUCGCGAUCAACUAAAUGAGUUUGGAGGUUUUGUAGUUGGAUUAGUAAAGAAUCAACAGCAGCAACGUGGCGCACACAGUUACAGGAAUGCCUUUGAUGUCCCGAGAAAGUCCUUGCUCGAUCAAGUCAUGAGAAUGCGCGCGAAUUUUUUACAGCCUGGUUUACUGCAUACAAAAUUACUUGAUGAUGAUUACGUUCACUCGAUGCCUUUAGCUCAAAUGGGAAAUUAUCAAGAAUAUUUAAAACGCAUGACUCCACCAUUGAGGGAAAUUGAGAGUGUACCAGUGAGACAGCAUAUGUUUGGCAACCCAUUCAAGAUAGACAAGAGAAUGAUGGUGGAUGAAGCGGAUAUCGAUAUAGUCGGCGCGACAUCCUCUACAUCAAAAAGCGGUCUCAAGCGCACUUUACCGCAGUCGGAUGGCGGAGGCCCGUCCUCGCCAAGACCGCCACCUAACAAGAGGAAGCCCGGACCAAUACCAAAAGAUGUAAUAGUACGACGACCGUCGUACUCAUCGCCUACGAACACUCCACCGAGUUCGCCAAUUCCGUGGAUGAUGGAGGAAACGAAGAAUCAGGCAACACCGAUACCAGUUGCUGAUACGAGUACUCCACCGACUUUGACCUGUCUGCCCAACGUAUCGCCAAGUCACGUGUCAUCCGUACCAUGUUCGAGCGCCUCGGAAAAGUUGGUAAACGGACUCGCAGAAAUGCCACCGGCCAUACCGGUAUUCGAGCCGAUUCCGAUAGAACAUAUUAAUAAUCAUAUGGACACGCCGCCGGUGUUGACGCCGAUAGUUAACAAUAUCGAUACAAUACCGAUGUCGAAGGGUGAAGUUAAAAGUGAACGAACAGAUAAUGUGAGGAAUGAGUGCAGCCGGUUACCCGUUAACGAUAGUAUCGAAAAUAGUGCGCGAGUUGUUGAUAGUGGUAUUGAAGAGAGACUAUCGAACCACAUAGAAGAGAAACGUGAGUUGAAGCCUGAGAAAGAGAAAAAAUUAACAAAAAAGGAAUUGGAGGACAUCAGACGACACAAUUUGAAUAUUCGGGAACUAGUUUACAAGGAAGUGCGGAGAAGAGGGACAAAUUAUGCAACGCUGUUUUCACAUCUACAUCAAAUUCAGGGAACCCUAGAUAUACGGCUUGCAUUUGUGAAAGAUAUAGUGAAGGAGUCAUUACGCUUUAAACGACGUAAUCUGGCGUCGCUGUUAGAAGAGUAUCUUAAAACUAUUCAAGAGGACGGUUGCGCUAUAAAUCAUAAGUUGAAUCACAAUGGUGCCACGAAGAUAAGUUGUUAA